This is a messenger RNA of Episyrphus balteatus (marmalade hoverfly), 1078 nucleotides long. RefSeq names its product osteocalcin 2-like. The record is from RefSeq and is a predicted model, not a curated record. Lineage: Eukaryota; Metazoa; Arthropoda; Insecta; Diptera; Syrphidae. Gene Ontology annotation, cellular component: extracellular region. The coding region runs from base 128 to 961 and encodes 277 amino acids. Gene Ontology annotation, molecular function: chitin binding. The transcript has 2 exons.
GAGAUACUUAAGAGUUAAGAUAACAGUUUAAGUUGUAUUGAUAACAAUUUAAUAUAAGACGGACGGGCUUAAAAUUAUUUUAGAUAGUCCUUUCCUGUAAUAGAAGAGUGUUAUACAUAGUACCUUUAUGAUUCGUCCGUCAGUGAUAGUAGUUUUAGGUUUUCUGUUGCAGCUUGCUGCUUCAGUUGAAGAACAAUGUGAGAGCAGUUCGAUUGGAAAAACAUUGAUAGAUCAUGAAGAUUGUCAUGGAUAUUAUUUAUGUCACAGUGGACAUAAGUUACAGCAAUAUUGUGCACCUGGUAUGAAAUAUAUGCACGAAAUUCAGACGUGUGUAGUUGGCAAGUGUCCACCUUGUAGUUGUGAUAACCCAACGGAACCAACUCCAAGUGAGCCAUCAUCAACAACUACUGAGUCUUCGCCUAGUCCAGAUCCAACAGAAUCUUCGUCAACAGAAACGUCAUCCGUAUCAACUGAGUCUUCUACAUCAACUACUGCAGAUUCUUCAACGUCGGAGUCUUCAACAGCUGAAUCUUCAUCCACUACCGGGUCUACCGAAUCUUCAACAGAUUCUUCGACAACAGAGAGUUCAUCAUUAUCAACUGAACAAUCAACAUCAACUACUGAAGAUUCUUCAACGUCGGAGUCUUCAACAGCUGAGUCUUCAUCUAGUUCCGAAUCUUCAACGUCAAGAACAGAGACUUCAACAUCAACCACAGAAGAUUCUUCAUCAUCGGAGUCUUCAACUACAUCGGAAGGACCCACACCAACCCCACAUCCAGUAAGCUGUAAAAAUGUACCGGAUGGAUCGUUUUUCGCCGAUCUAGUACAUUGCCGUGACUAUUAUGUUUGUCGAAAUGGACAACCAGUUUUGUUGCAUUGCCAACUUGGAACUUGGUUUGAUGAAAUAAAUAAUGUCUGCAACUUCCGUCAUUUGGUCAAUUGUCCCGCAAAUAUUGACUAAAAUGAAGAAAGUUUAUGAUUGUAUUCGCUUAGUGAAAUAUUUUAUGUAGUUUUAUCACUAAAGAUUUUAGUACAUUUAUCUUUAUGACUCAAUAAUAAAUUACUCAUAAAAAACAAA